Messenger RNA from Solanum dulcamara, 2396 nucleotides. Its product is annotated as transcription factor MYB124-like. Gene Ontology annotation, molecular function: RNA polymerase II cis-regulatory region sequence-specific DNA binding; DNA-binding transcription factor activity, RNA polymerase II-specific. The transcript has 13 exons. NCBI's taxonomy places the organism in Eukaryota, Viridiplantae, Streptophyta, Magnoliopsida, Solanales, Solanaceae. Gene Ontology annotation, biological process: regulation of DNA-templated transcription. Bases 1 to 1752 code for a protein of 583 amino acids. Gene Ontology annotation, cellular component: nucleus. The record is from RefSeq and is a predicted model, not a curated record.
AUGGGUGCUCAAGCUUUCCCCGCUUGCAAGAAGUGUGGAAAGACUCACAAGGGGGAAUGCUUAUCCCGCUCCAAUGCAUACUUAAAGUGUGGUAAAUUGGUUCACCAAGCUAGAGAUUGUAGGAGUGGUGUGGUAGGCCAAAUUGCUCAUAGUGGAGAAGCUCAAGGGAGUGUCCAACUUAUCAACCGAUUUUAUGCUUUGCAUGGUAGACAAGAAGUUGAGAAAAUGUCCGAUGUCAUCACCGGUAUGUUAAAGGUUAUUGAUCUCAAUGUGUAUGCAUUAUUAGACUCGGGUUCUAAUUUGUUAUUUGUUACUCAAUUCCUUGCUAAUAGGUUUGAUGUGUUACCCGAAAUGUUGUUAGAACCAUAUUUGGUAUCUAGCCCAGUUGAUUCAGAUUCAGAUUCAGAUUCAGAUUCAGAUUCGGAUUCGGCUUCGGCUUCGGCUUUGGCUUCGGCUUCAGAUUCGAAUUCGGAUUCGGAUUCGGAUUUGGAAGACGAUAUACUACGGGAGCAAAUUCGUAAUCAUGGAAUUGACAAUUGGACGAUCAUAGCUUCAAACUUCAAGGAUAAAACAACUAGACAAUGCAAAAGAAGAUGGUUCACUUAUUUGAACUCUGAUUUCAAAAAAGGCGGAUGGUCACCUGAAGAAGAUAUUCUCUUAUGCGAGGCUCAAAAAAUCUUUGGAAACAGAUGGACAGAAAUUGCCAAGGUGGUGUCAGGCAGAACGGAUAAUGCUGUGAAGAAUCGGUUCACUACAAUCUGCAAAAAGAAAGCAAAACAUGAAGCAAUGGCUAAAGAAAAUACGACUUCAUACAUCAAUCUGAAUAACAAGAGGGUUAUCUUUCCAGAUAGGCUUGAUAUUGACACAAUAUCUGAUGUUUCCGCUCCUAUUAAGAAGCUGAGGAGGAACCACACUAUAGAAAGCUCUGUUGAUGAUUGUCCGAAUAAUAAUAAACCGCUUAGACAUCCAUUUGCAGUGCUUGCUCAGAAUGUCAAAAACUUGAAAGAGACAUCUGAAAACGGAACAUUCUUUAAGAAAAACGAUCCGAAGAUAAAUGUGUUGAUGCAACAAGCAGAACUACCGAGCUCACUGGCACUCAAAGUUAAUUCGGAAAACACUAACCAGAGUCUUGAAAAUGCUUGGAAGGUACUCGAGGAUUUUCUUCAUCAGAUGAAGGAAGGUGAUAUGCUCAAGUUCCAGCUUCCAGAGAUGAAUUCAGGACACAAUACUCAUAAGAAUCUGAUAACAAACUCAAGUAGUAACGGAAGGAGACGAUCAUCUAAAAGGCAACUUGCUUUAUUUGAAGAGUCUGGUGGCAGUUCAGAGUACAGUACCGGAUCAACUCUGCUGUUGCAUGUAUUGGGUGAUAAAACAGAAGAAAGUCAAGUUAAGCCAUGUGCGCGUGAUCAGGAGACUCAAUCUGGAUUGGAAAAUUCUCAAGUAGGUGAUCAAACUGGAGUUCAAGAUUUGGAAAAUGGAAUUUUCUGUGAUCUAUCAUUUCCCCGUGCAGAUACUCCGCCUGUUUGUGAUGACAUGAGGGAUAAUCAUGGAUCAGAAACAACUGAAUGUGAAUAUCCUUCUCCUCUCCAAGUAACUCCAGAAUUCAGAUCAUUAGCUGCAGCAAUUCCCAGCCCAAAGUUUUCCGAAAGUGAGAGGCAAUUCCUAUUGAAAACACUGGGAGUUGAGUCUACAUCCCCUCAUCAAAGCACGCAACCUCCAUCUUGCAAAAGGGCACUCCUACAAAGCCUAUGAUCAAUUGCAUGGAUCAACCUCACGCCGAGAUUGCUAGAGAGCAUUGUAGCUUUUUCUCUGAAGAUGUGACAGGAACUAUUUGCAUCCUUUCAGAUGACACACAUACAAAAAUGCAGGCACACGCGCGCACACACAUAAGUUUUUGGGUUUUGAUAAGCUUAUUGUACAUAACAUUUAGUGUAGUAGUUACAAAUUGGCAACUCACCAAAGUUUACAUAGUAUGGAAAAGAAGUUAGUUAUUUGUGGAACUUCUUCAGAGGCUUUCUGGUGGCAUGGAAAAGAAGAUAGUUAUUUGUGGAACUUCUUCCAAGGCUUUCUGGUGGCUAAGUUGUUCGUACCCUUUAAAAAUGUUGUCGUACCCUUGUUGGAUUCUUCAAAAGCUAUGCAUAUUUAGAGAAUCUGACACACAUCCGAAAGGUAUUUUUGAAGAGUCCAACCAACAUAGUCCGGUGCUGCUGGCUCUGUUUCUUGCUGAGAUUUGUAAAUGGGGUGGAUCUUGUUGUGGGAAUGUAGGGGUCUGUGAAUCUGCAGUUUAUUUAAAUUGUUUAGCAAUUGGUGGUGGUGGUAAUGUUGGUCAAGUGUGAUCAUUAUUGAAAAGCAAAAGCUAGAGGUAGAAGUGUGGAGGGAAUUCUAUAUGAAUUAAA